AUGUUUGCAACCACUUGGGCCAUCCUCAGCGCUCUCGCUUACGUCGUGUCUUCGGAGACGGCGCCUCUUCAGCGAACGAAGCGACAGGAUGUUCAGGACGGAGGCGGUCACGUGAUUGACAGCAUCUUCAACAUCCCAAUCACGGCGAUCAGACAAACCGCAGCCGCGGCUCAGUCAUUCAGCCCGCAGAAUUCUCAGGCCAUUGACAGCGUCUUGAAGAUCCCAGUGUCGACUUUGGAGGCUGUGGGGACUCUGGUGAAGGCCACGUCCGACCAGAGACGUCUGAACGCUGACGAGCUGCAGCGGAUACGACAGGAGAAGAGGGACAGGAUAUUGGCUCAGAGAGAACGACAAAGGCUGCAGAGGGAGCAGCAGCAACAACAACGUUUGCAACAGCAACACGAUAAGAGGAAUAUUAAAAUUAAUAAGAAAAAUCCCUUUGGUCUGAACGCCCUGUCAGUGCUGGUCAGUAAUCAUGGCCUUUUAGGUAGCAUUCAGGGACCCUUCGGCGGUCACGGUGGUCACGGUGGUCACGGUGCUCACGGUGGUCACGGAAGUCAAGGUACUCAUGGAGGUCAGCCAGGUUCAGGUGGCUACGAGGUUCACGAGCAGGUAGAAGAGGACACGAAUUAUUCCUGGCACGGUGUCACUGCUGGAAUUGGCACGUACUAUGGCUCUCGACCAAGCAAUACCCGUAUCACCAUACAAAAUAAGAUCGCUCCGAGAGACGAGAUGCUGAACAGGUACCCCUACGACGACACGCGAAUACAGAACAAGAUCGCUCCGAACGUAAGAUUGGACUACGAAGACGAUCCUCCAUUGCAAAACAAAGUUGCGCCAAGGAACAACAGAGUAACGUUCCAAUCGUAG
Eufriesea mexicana is the source of this 870-nucleotide messenger RNA. RefSeq lists its product as uncharacterized. The transcript is spliced from 5 exons. The record is from RefSeq and is a predicted model, not a curated record. NCBI's taxonomy places the organism in Eukaryota, Metazoa, Arthropoda, Insecta, Hymenoptera, Apidae. Bases 1 to 870 code for a protein of 289 amino acids.